This is a messenger RNA of Coprinopsis cinerea okayama7#130, 508 nucleotides long. RefSeq lists its product as hypothetical. The transcript has 3 exons. The record is from RefSeq and is a predicted model, not a curated record. The coding region runs from base 61 to 345 and encodes 94 amino acids. Lineage: Eukaryota; Fungi; Basidiomycota; Agaricomycetes; Agaricales; Psathyrellaceae.
ACGCUACCAUCACCAACCCCUCCGAACUCGAAUAUCCAUACAAGCGAUAACCCCAGCCCCAUGAUGUCGGACAAAGGCGUUGCACCGGGAGAACUGACUCCACAGAUGGAGCAGAAGCAGGUUGAGGUUGAGGGGCGCGAUGCCUUCGCUCAUGAAGGCUUGGAAAGUGGAGAACUCCAAGACAAAGCCACGAGUGACGAGAGCCAAGAUGAAGAGCCUCUUAGCGACGAAGAGCCGGUUUUUCCUGAACAACCAGACCCUGAGGACGGCCGUGGUCGUAGCACCCCAGUGACAGUGUCUGUGCGGGGAGACCCCAAAAUCAAGGGCGGAGGAGUCAGGAAGUGAUUGCGCGACCACGAGCACGAUACCUCGGACUGUGUUCCCAUUUUAUCGUAUUCUGGGUUGCCACCGUCAAGAUGGACGGUCAUGGAUUUGGGACUGUGAACAUAUCGAUGUACACUAGCAUGAUGGAUUAUAAUGGACAUAUAUGUAUCGGCUAUGGCUCUAA